Messenger RNA from Penaeus monodon (black tiger shrimp), 1915 nucleotides. RefSeq lists its product as uncharacterized. Bases 206 to 1171 code for a protein of 321 amino acids. Gene Ontology annotation, biological process: neuropeptide signaling pathway. Lineage: Eukaryota; Metazoa; Arthropoda; Malacostraca; Decapoda; Penaeidae. The transcript is spliced from 5 exons. The record is from RefSeq and is a predicted model, not a curated record.
CCGGUGGUGUGGGGGGCGUGGUCGCUGGAGGUAUGUGGGCGGGGUCGGGGCACAGGAGGAGGUCGGAGAGGUUCAUAUACGGCAACAAGUAGCGUUGACGUACACUCCUCAGCUCCCACUCAGCGAGGAACACCACACGCGCUCUCUCUCCACCCGCAGUUACCACGUCCUCCGCCUUACACCACCGACCCCACGAACCAACACCAUGUUCUUCGCAGUCUGGGCUCUCCUCGCGGUCAUCACCUGCAGCCACUAUGCCAGGUCCUCUCCAGUGCCCCCAGUAGUAGGAGCCCUUGAGCCGUCUUCGCAGGACUUCGCCCAGGGCCAAGACGAUGCCUUCGCCUCCCCAGACAAACGCCUCCUCAAGUACUUCCUCCCAGAGAGCCAGGCUUUGGGAACUGAAGAAUUCGCCCCUAUGAUGGCCACCCAGGAGGACACCAAGAGAGGAUACUCGAACAAGAACUACCUUAGGUUCGGACGUGGUGAUGAGAAACGUGGAGACCGUAACUUCCUCAGAUUCGGCCGCGGAGACGCUGCCAUGGACAAGCGCAACCGCAACUUCCUCCGCUUCGGACGCGGCCCCAACCGCAACUUCAUCAGGUUCGGACGCUCUGAGACAUCCCCCUUGGAGUUCAGCCUCGGACUCCCCGAAGAGGAGCUGCCCGUCAUCAUCGACCAAGGAGACAUCGACGAAAUGUUCGAAGCCUUCAAGGAGGAGAAGAAGAACGCCCGCAACAGCAUCCGCCACCGCCGCUCCGUCGACCGUCAGCUCUCCUCCUUCUGCGACAACUGCGACGACAGCCAGAAGCCCCAGCAGACCACCACCGCUCAGCCCGCCGUUGUUGCCGCCGCCAGUAGACCCAAGCGCAGCGAAGCCGAGGCCAAGGACGCGCUCAGCCUCCAGCGCAGCAAGAGAUACGUCGUGCCCAACUACUACGGCUACUCCAGCUACUCCAUGAACCACUCCCCCGCGGCCUGGGCUAAGAUGAUUCCCGCCGAAGACAUGGAGCUCGAGGAGGAGCCCCAGGUCCUGGCCAAGCGCGCCUUCAACGUCCUGUCCGGCCCCAGCGAGUUCGUCGGCUCCCCCAGCAUCCCCGAGGGCAAGAUGCUGGUGAAGCAGUACCCCCGCAUCGUCAGGGCACCCGAGAGAAACUUCCUCCGAUUCGGUUGAACAAGUUGAGACAUUAACACUCCUAUAUGGCAACCCUUCCUUCACACCUUCGACCUGACUAUCCAUUUCUCUCACGGGAAAAUUGUCCUUGUACAACCUUAAGUAUGCUGACCUUGAUGUUAUAUAUCUUUACCUGGAUAACGGAUAACGGCUCAUCCCAGUGCUCCCACAUUAACUUAUAUAUUGAUAUAUAUGUACAGAACUGAUGGGAGAUUGUUAUUUAAAUAUAUAGAUAUAUCGAAAAGAUCAGCGAUUUUUUGGUUUGUGUGUCAAUGGAUGUGGAUAAAAUACCUUUAACUAUUUAUUUCAUAAAUCUUAAAUCGUUGAUCUGACGCACUUAUGCAGAGGCCAAUAACAUAUUGAAUGAUAUAAUAUGCUGACAAUAUAUUUCGAGUCGUUAUCAGUCCUUAUCUUUAGACGCUUUAGAUGUGUGACUGAGUAUGUAAGGAUGAGAGUAUUGUAUAUAUAUUCCGAGAGGCUCAACAGGUAAAGUUAGCGAGUACUCGACUGUGGGGUGUUGACUGUACCGUUUACUUAAGUCCUCCCCUCAAUUUACCUAUUGUAUCGUUUUCUAUGUUUUGUUGAGGUUUGCUUAUUCCAUACUUUUUCUUCCUUCAAGACGCAUGUAAUGCUCUUGGAUUAUUAAUAUAUGUAAAGGCUGGAGAACUGAUUAAUAGUUCAUUUCACCCUAUCCUAUUCCUUUUUGAAUCUAAUAAAGUAUUAUACAUUCACACAUGCCUUCCA